GUGUUUCAUUCCUGGGUCGCUUGCCCAGCAGAAACGGUCUGAUCACCAACCCAUCGUACAACAUUCUACCAGCCGCGAUGUUGGACCACAUCCGGCUGUACCGGCGCGUGCAGCUCAACUGGCAGGCGUAUGAUGCAUAUGCGCGCGUGAGCCUCUUUUGCGGAGCCAAUUCCUUGCUCUACAGCUGUUUGUAUUGGGCACUUGGCUCGUUCCUCACAGGGCAGCAUGCGGGUGUGGCGGCCGUGGCAGUCGCGCUGGUCUUCGCCACCAUCCAGGUGAUGUUGGCGAAGCUGGACCUGAGAUUGAGGUCGUGGCACCUGCGUCGCAUCGCUUGUUUGCUGGGCUGCACACCUGUGACCACGACUCUGG
Molecule: messenger RNA, 369 nt
Organism: Cladocopium goreaui
Lineage: Eukaryota; Dinophyceae; Suessiales; Symbiodiniaceae
Source: the annotation of a GenBank genome assembly